Molecule: messenger RNA, 321 nt
Organism: Paramecium pentaurelia
Lineage: Eukaryota; Ciliophora; Oligohymenophorea; Peniculida; Parameciidae
Source: the annotation of a GenBank genome assembly
AUGAUUGGUCCAAAAUAAAUAUUUUAGAUUCCAAUUUCAGAAUAUAAGAAUCAAUCCAAUGAAGAUCUAGAGUGUUUAGAUGAUUACUAUUCUGAAUCAUUACGAAAAGAUGAAUUAUCUACCACCUAAUUCAUUUAUCAUAAAUCUACUCAUAAAAUAAACUCAAAGAAAAGAGUGAGAUUCAAUUUAGACAUCGUCCUAUGCAAAUUUAGUUAUGAUGAACCAGCCCUUACAAUAUCGAAAUAAACAAAGAAACUCAUUGCAUCCAGGCCUAACUUAAAAUGGGUAAACCCAACCUUUUUUAACUUGAAAAAAUAAUGA